Cavia porcellus (domestic guinea pig) is the source of this 2999-nucleotide messenger RNA. RefSeq names its product transmembrane protein 209 (gene Tmem209). The record is from RefSeq and is a predicted model, not a curated record. Gene Ontology annotation, cellular component: membrane. The transcript is spliced from 15 exons. NCBI's taxonomy places the organism in Eukaryota, Metazoa, Chordata, Mammalia, Rodentia, Caviidae. The coding region runs from base 125 to 1807 and encodes 560 amino acids.
GCGAGAGGAGAUGGCCCAUUGCUUCCGGUAACUGUGGAGCCGCCAGUCCCAGGCCUCAGCGCUAGCCUUGGCGCAUGUGCAGUAGGCAGCCACGGGAGCUUGCCUCUUCCGGCCGAAUAUCACGAUGCAAGGGGAAGCAAGCCCUAGUAAUUCCCUUAUUGACAGAACCAUCAGGAUGAGAAAAGAAACAGAAGCUAGGAAAGUGGUUUUAGCCUGGGGCCUCCUAAAUGUAUCUAUGGCCGGAAUGAUAUAUACUGAAAUGACUGGAAAAUUGAUUAGUUCAUAUUAUAAUGUGACAUACUGGCCCCUUUGGUAUAUUGAGCUUGCUCUUGCAUCUCUCUUCAGCCUUAAUGCCUUGUUUGAUUUUUGGAGAUAUUUCAAAUAUACUGUGGCACCAACAAGUCUUAUUGUUAGCCCUGGACAACAAACACUUUUAGGGUUGAAAACAACUGUUGUACAGACUACUCCUCCACGUGAUCUAACAGCCAACCAGAUCCCUCCCUCUCCACUUUCUCCUUCAAUUCAGGGGCAGAGUGUGUUGAGCUACAGUCCAUCUCGCUCGCCCAGUGCCAGUCCCAAGUUCACCACCAGCUGUAUAACUGGAUACAGCCCUCAACUACAAAGCAUAUCCUCAGGUAGCAGUAGUUCGUACAGCCCUGGAGUGACCUAUUCACCGGUCAGUGGUUAUAAUAAGUUGGCAAGCUUUAGCUCCUCUCCUCCUUCUCCAUACCCUACCACGGUUGGCCCAGUGGAGAGCAGUGGAUUGAGAUCCCGCUACCGUUCUUCCCCCAGUGUCUAUAACUCACCUACUGAUAAGGAGGAUUACAUGACGGACCUGCGCACUCUGGACACUUUCCUCAGAAGUGAAGAAGAGAAACAGCACAGAGUUAAUCUAGGAAGCCCAGAUUCUACCUCUCCUUCCAAUAGCCCUACUUUUUGGAACUACAAUCGUUCUAUGGGAGAUUAUGCACAGACUUUAAAGAAGUUUCAGUAUCAGCUUGCCUGUAGGUCUCAGGCCCCCUCUGCUAACAAAGAUGAAGCUGAUCUCAGUUCUAAGCAAGCUGCAGAAGAGGUUUGGGCAAGAGUGACGAUGAAUAGACAACUUCUUGAUCAUAUGGAUUCAUGGACAGCUAAGUUUAGAAAUUGGAUCAAUGAGACAAUAUUAGUGCCACUUGUACAAGAGACUGAGUCCGUCAGCACCCAGAUGAGACGAAUGGGUUGUCCAGAGCUGCAGAUAGGAGAGGCUAGUAUUACUAGCUUGAAACAGGCUGCCCUGGUCAAAGCACCUCUCAUUCCGACUCUGAAUGCAAUUGUGCAGUAUCUAGACCUCACACCAAAUCAAGAGUACUUGUUUGAACGGAUCAAAGAACUUUCUCAGGGAGGCUGCAUGAGCUCAUUUCGAUGGAACAGAGGUGGAGACUUCAAAGGACGGAAGUGGGAUACUGACCUGCCCACUGAUUCUGCUAUAAUUAUGCAUGUGUUUUGUACCUACCUCGAUUCCAGAUUACCUCCACACCCUAAGUAUCCUGAUGGAAAAACAUUUACAUCUCAGCAUUUUGUUCAGACACCAAAUAAGCCAGAUGUUACAAAUGAGAAUGUUUUCUGCAUUUAUCAGAGUGCUAUCAACCCCCCACAUUAUGAACUCAUCUACCAGCGCCAUGUGUACAAUCUUCCAAAGGGCAGAAAUAAUAUGUUUCAUACAUUAUUAAUGUUCCUCUACAUCAUAAAGACAAAAGAGUCAGGAAUGCUUGGGAGAGUUAAUCUUGGUCUAUCUGGUGUGAAUAUUUUAUGGAUUUUUGGCGAAUAGUGAUCAUUUCAUUCCAAACACUUGAAGUUUUAUUGAAGCGGAAGAAGUUGAACCUAAGGAUCUCUUAGCCACUGCCCCUUCUGAAAUAAGCAGCAUAUGUGUGUGAGAUUUGAUAAAAAAAAAUUAGCUAGUAUAACAUUUUCUUGUGAAAAUAUGUCCUAUGUCUUCCAUUCCAAACAGUAUUUCUGUUUGGACAUGUUAGUUGAUACAAAAAUCACAAAGGUCUGGACUUAUUUAAAAAAUGCAAAUGUUGCAGGACCGCUUAGUUAAAUAAAUGGAGUACCUGUUUUUCAUUAUAACCCCCAAAUAAGCAUUAUCCAUCUGAUUCUUCUACUCACAAAUGGUUUUUAGUCAUGUUAUUUAGUAGUAUAAAUACUUAAAAUGAAAGAAACUGUGCUGAUUUUAUCUCUGUAAUCCCCCAGGGUUCUAUAGAUCAGUCUAGACCCUGUAUUCAAAGAAAUGAAAUCAGUUUCUAAAUAAUGUAUUCAUUACUCCAGGUAUAUAUUUUAAAGAUUAUUGAAAGAGGCUUGAUAGUAUUAGCAUUUUAAAAUGUCAACGCUUGAAUUAAAUUGAGUUGGCAGAAUUAACCGAGUUUUAGUUAAGAGUGUGUGGACGUCAAGAACACUGCCCCACCUUUGGUUUUAGCAGCUCUGCUUCACUGUUCUGUAAUAUUGUGUUAUUUUUAGGGUUCUCUUUAUGAUGCUAUUGAUGUCCUCUCCAUUUAAAAGUUUUCAGACACAGUAUUUUCAAAAUACUUGAGAGUGAAAAGAUACCAAGCUAUGAGAAGCAGCAGUUGCAUUGCCUGUAUUUUAUGGAUGAAAUGUUACAGAGAUUGCUUCAUCACAUUCAUAUAAAUUUGGAAAUGGCUAAACCUCGUGUCUUUUCAAGUACUGUAUAUGCAUUCCUUUUGUAUAGUUUGUAAAUUUUUCAAAUUUUCAAAAAGUUCUUGUAUUUUAAAAGUUGAUGUCAAAAAGAAGGCUUUUAAUUGCUUUUGCAAUGUUAAAACUGUUUGCUGUGACAGUGUUUUAAAAGCGUAUUGCUGAAGUAGGCUAAAUAUAGGGUCAUAUUAACAAUGCCUGUAGGGGCUGGGGAUUUAGCUCAGCAGCAUAAGCGCCUGCUUGUAACCGUGUGGUCGUGAGUUCGAUCCCUGGUACCAAUAAAAAUACAAAAAAAAAAAAAAAUGGCUGCUAAA